Fusarium mangiferae is the source of this 1308-nucleotide messenger RNA. RefSeq lists its product as uncharacterized. Bases 1 to 1308 code for a protein of 435 amino acids. The record is from RefSeq and is a predicted model, not a curated record. Lineage: Eukaryota; Fungi; Ascomycota; Sordariomycetes; Hypocreales; Nectriaceae. The transcript has a single exon.
AUGGACAACACUCUCACAAGAAGUCACAGUUUGAAGCCCCCCAGGCGCAAACUCCAAAAACCUGACCCGAAGCUCAAAAGCCUCAACAAAGCUAAGCGCGGUUCUACCGACUCGACCAUGUCUAGCCUCAGCCCUCAGAGCACUAUGUCUUCACCGUCGCAACGACAAAUUCAGAACGGCGCUCCCGAUUUGAGCGAUUCAAAGUGGGAUCAUUAUCUUCGACCAAAGACGGUCUUUGUGCCCUCGUUUUCAGAGCCCGAGGACCAUCUUCAGCCCGAGAUCAAUUCACCACAUGAACCGCCUCAGCAACAGCAACAUCAACAGCACCAGCACCAUCAGUACCAACAUGAGCCUGAACCCGAGCCUCCGAGGGCAUUCUUCAGUCCUCCGCCACGAAGACAGUCUUCUCAGCGCCAAAUCCCAGAAUUCCACCAUUUGACUCUCCAGGAUCACCAUGCGCGACCGUCAUUGGACAGCUCUUCUCUCCCUUCGACCGCAUCAACUACCUCGACAUCCUCUAUCAUGCGACGCCAGGCCAAAACACCCGUCUUUCGAAUCGGACAACUAGAGCAACAUGCACUUGCGCGUAAGGCGAGGGAUGUGCCGGAGAAGACAUCGAGCGUUGAAUUGAUCGCUGACCAAUACAACGCUGUCCUUGAGUCGAGAGAUGGUCCCCCAGCGCUGGACUCACAAUUACCAUCACGAGCAUCGACAUAUUCAUUCGACGAUACCCCUCUUCAGAUAUCACCCCACGGAGCCAAGCGACAGAGUUUGCGGUCCUCAAACACGUAUUCAUCCAUGACGGCUAUACCCCGUCAGCUGAGACCCAGGCUCAGGUCAGCAGCGACUCACGAUACGAAUGUGGCUGCCGUUGAAGGAGACACUAUUUACUUCAAGCCAUAUUCCUUCUCACCACCACCAUCUCCCGAUCAGACCCCCGGAACACCACGAGGUUCUUGGACAGAUGAAUUUCGACCACCUUCAUCCUCAGGGCACUCAUUCCAGGAAAACAUCAGCCUUCAAAUAGCGCUCGAUCUACUCACGAGCGAAUUAUCAUCCGUUGUGUCAGGCCGACCACAGCGAAACGGACAAGAUACUGCAGCACUGCAGGUCUGGGUUAUGAUCGAGGCUUACGAGAGACUGCGCGAUCAACUAACACGACAACAAUCAUCAAACGCGGAGGCACAAAAAGUGGCAACCAUGUUCGACUGCUGGUUGGCCUCCCUUUACUCGAUCCAUUCCUCCCUCACAGAGAGCACAUUGCCCAGUCCCACAGAAUAUGCAGGACUAGAAGAAGAUUUGGAUUAG